GUUUAUGAUCUUUAGGAUGAGUCUUAGGUAAAUUCAUAAAAUCUUUGAGCAGGUGGUGGCGGCUCGGCCGAGCGAUUGUGGCUCUGAUGCCGUUUGGAGGGGCCCGUCAAUUCGGUGACGCCUAGCAACACCAACAGAGAGAGCCGCAACUGGGGCACAAGAAGCCCACUCGAGCACAUCAAAGAAUCUCAAUUGAGGGUAAAGUGCAAUCUAAUUCGAGGCAUCAAAGAGUAUUCCAUCACAUGUAUCCUCCGACCUUCUCAUCCUUUCUUUGAGUGCAAAUGCCACAGCUUUUUGACUCGGUCACAUAAUGCUCUCACCUUCUGUUUCCUCUCUACCACACAUUAACCUCUUCUUCAUCUCCUUUUCUCACAGACUUGAACGAUUUCCUUUUAUCUCUUCUUCAACUUUUCCACGGUUUUCUCGUCACUCGUCAAAUGCUUCGUCCCUUUUACGAUCCCCGUCCAUCAUCAGGUCUCGCUGAAUCACUCACGCCCUCUUGACUUCAAGGUCUGACGUCUUACCAGUCACCCAUCAUUUACCAACAUCACCACGACCAUGUCGCCAGGAUCAGAGUCAGUGACUGAAGAUGCGACAGACCAUGUCGAGACACCUCCUGCAAAGAGAGCCAAGUCCAAAAAGCCAGGUAUCUCCAAAGAUGACACCAACGCUAUUCGAGAGAGACGAGAAGCCGCCAUCGCUCGAAUUCUUCCCGACACCAGAAAUCAUCCUGCUCUGUACAGAGGCGUCGUUGAGCAGAUUGAGCGGAAUAAUCUUCGGUAUGGAUGGGCAAGAACUCAGCUCAAUAGCACCUUCCAGCAUUGGAUCAAGGUCUCCAACCGGACUGCUCGACCUGAACUGGAGUGGUUACUUGCUGCACUGGCAGUUCAUGCGUCCUUCGAGCCAUUGAGUCUCAAGUUCAUGGAUGAGGUUAAAAAGCGCGGACUUAAGGAAUGGGCAGAGAAACAGCUCAAGAAAAAAGACCCCUUCUCUUCAACUCCUGUUCCAGCUGAGCCAACGACACCUCAGCAAGCGCCUCAGAUCAAGGCUGAGCCUGGAAUUGAGUCUCGCAGACUGCAGACGACUCCUGGAGGAGCAAGACCUGGACAGGGAAACAGUACCGUUCUUCCAUCGAUUGAGACUGGUGCUGGCGGUACCCUGAAGCGAACUGCUUCCAUCCACCCAGCCCAACCUGCAAACAAACGAGCAAACACGCACGUGGACCAGGCAUAUGUCACUGCUGAGAUCAACAGACUCGCAGAACUUCACGCUUCACAGCGACGAACCGUCCUCCGAGACCAAGGCACGCAGACAGAUAGCGAAACUCCUGUCCAGGCAAUCCUUACAUCAAUGCAAGAGGCUAUGGGAGCCAUGAAAGAACAGUCCGAGGGGCUCAAGGAACAAGUUCGACUGCUUCAAGAACACAACAUGUCACUCUUGGAACACGACCGAGCGCUUGCUGAUGUAUCCGGAAGAGUUCGUGGUGUCAGUCAGCUGAGACACACUAGCAACAUUGUCCAUCAUCAGAUCCAACCUCAGGCUGCUGAGAUCGUUGCGCUGCAGUCGGUGAGCCGUCAGCCGCCAACAUACUACUACGAAUCCCCUCGCGAUUCCAGCAACAUGUUUAGAUUUGGAUAGGUUGGCUAAUGCGAGAUGAGGGAGGAUGGGAAUUCAUCAAGAAUGGAGUUGGGGUAUGGGAAGGGAAGAACUUUUGCUUUUGGAGUUUGGAGGCCCAGAUUCUGAUGGGAGAUGGAUGAAAUUGGAGUUUGGGUUUAAGGUAUGGAAGCUGCCAAGGAUGCAUUUGCAGCACCAGCGUGGAAAGUGUGAGCUACAACAGCCACACUCUAUUAUGCCAUAGAAAGUACUUUACAAUGUCUGGAAUAAUUGUUUUAUAUUAAGUUCAUCGACAGUGCUUUACUUGUA
Fusarium verticillioides 7600 is the source of this 1923-nucleotide messenger RNA. RefSeq lists its product as hypothetical. The transcript has 2 exons. Lineage: Eukaryota; Fungi; Ascomycota; Sordariomycetes; Hypocreales; Nectriaceae. The coding region runs from base 559 to 1638 and encodes 359 amino acids. The record is from RefSeq and is a predicted model, not a curated record.